Penicillium hordei is the source of this 297-nucleotide messenger RNA. RefSeq lists its product as uncharacterized. The transcript has a single exon. The record is from RefSeq and is a predicted model, not a curated record. Bases 1 to 297 code for a protein of 98 amino acids. NCBI's taxonomy places the organism in Eukaryota, Fungi, Ascomycota, Eurotiomycetes, Eurotiales, Aspergillaceae.
AUGGGUAGGGGCAAGAACAAGGGCAAGGGUAGAGGUAAAAAAAGAAGUCACGGUUUGAAGGAGAACAACAUCGCAACGAAAGUCGAGAGACAGCCCGAAGUCAAGGUCAACGACAAGCACCACUGUCUCAAGAAACGACCUACGCAUGUUCCGACCCAGCGGUGUAUCCGUUUAGGUCAUGUGGUCCAAUGUCCGAUUCAUACUGACAGCUACCCCCGACGGUUGCGCGAGUGUGUGCAGUGUAUUAGUGCUGAGAGGCGACUAGUGCAACAAGAGCGCAAGGAGAAAAUGAAAUAG